Messenger RNA from Vicia villosa (hairy vetch), 6549 nucleotides. RefSeq lists its product as uncharacterized. Gene Ontology annotation, biological process: DNA integration. Gene Ontology annotation, molecular function: nucleic acid binding; RNA-DNA hybrid ribonuclease activity. The transcript has 3 exons. The record is from RefSeq and is a predicted model, not a curated record. The coding region runs from base 1 to 6549 and encodes 2182 amino acids. NCBI's taxonomy places the organism in Eukaryota, Viridiplantae, Streptophyta, Magnoliopsida, Fabales, Fabaceae.
AUGGAACAACUCGAACAAAACCAAGCAUCUCUCCGUGAGGAAGUAAACCAACUAAAGGGUAUCGUAGAAGAAAUCAAAGGAGGGAUGACUCAGAUGUUAAGCUUCAUGAAAGACUUCAUGGAGAAGCAAGAGAAAGUUAAGGAGACUUCAAAUAAGGAAACCUGUGAGCAAUAUGAUGACUUGCCAGAUGAUGGCAACCCACUGUUAGGUUAUAUCCCGGGAUUUGGUCCCUCUAAAAAUGUACACUCCCAGCAAGGAACUCAUGCGCGUUCUUCUAAGAAAGUCAUCCAAUCCCAUGAGGAAGGAGAGACUUCUCAAGAAGGCUUCAUCCCCCCUCCACAGAAGGAAGGGACAUCCCGCACAGUGCGCAUUCCUUCUAACAAUCCUCCUAAGGAGGAUGACUAUCUGGAUCUACAAUACGGAUACCAGGAGGGAGAUAAUACAACCCGGAUACCUCAACCUAAGCAGUCGUCACAUAACGUUAUGGAAGAUUCAAAGGAUAAUAACCAAAUAAAGGCUUUAGAAGAAAGGUUGAAAGCUGUUGAAGGUUAUGAUACCUUCGAGGUUGGUGCUUUGGAAAUGUGUCUAGUACCUGAUGUUGUGAUCCCUCCCAAAUUCAAAGUGCCAGACUUUGAGAAAUAUAAGGGACUCACAUGCCCAAGGAAUCAUCUACGCAUGUACUGUAGAAAAAUGGCUGCUUACGCUCAUGAUCAAAAGCUGAUGAUUCAUACUUUUCAAGACAGUCUGAGUGGAGCGUCCUUAGAUUGGUAUAUGCAGCUAGAGCAGAACUACAUCCGAACAUGGGAUAAUCUUGCUCAUGCCUUCUUAAAACAGUAUAAAUACAACUUGGACAUGGCUCCUAACCGCAUGCAACUACAAAAUUUAUCUCAGAAGAAGGAAGAAUCCUUCAAAGAGUACGCACAAAGAUGGAGGGAAAUUGCGGCACGAGUACAACCGCCACUUCUCGAGAAGGAGUUGGUAGACAUGUUCAUGAGUACUCUACAAGGAAUAUACUAUGAGAAAAUGGUAGGAAGUGUCUCCUCAGGUUUCUCAGAUUUGGUUGUGAUUGGAGAACGAAUCGAAACAGGUCUAAAAAAUGGCAAGAUACAAGGGGCACCGCCAAGUACCUCUUUCAGCUCGAAGAAACCCGUCCCUAACUUCACAAAGAAGAGGGAAGGAGAAACUAAUGCUGUGGCAUCACAACCAAGAGCACCACAACCAUGGGUGAUUCCACAAAAUCAACAACAAAACAAAUUCCAAAGACCUCCGAGAAGAUUUGAUCCUCUCCCCAUGCCUCAUGGGCAGCUGCUACAACAUCUCAUUAGAGCAUCCCUGGUGGAAUUAAAACCACUUGCCCCUCCAAUUGGAGAACUCCCGCCCAAUUAUGAUGCAAAUGUAAGGUGUGAAUACCAUGCCAACUCUCCAGGACAUACUUUGGAGAAGUGUUGGGCUUUCAGACACAAAGUUCAAGAUCUAAUAGAAUCCCAAGAUAUCACUUUUGAGAAGCCUAAUAUCAAGACGAACCCCAUGCCUCCGCAUGGUGGCUCAAAUGUUAAUGCAAUCGAGGUGGCUACUGAUCAUGAAGGAACAAAACGAGUAAAGGCUCCAAUAGACCUACUAAAGGAGUAUUUAUUCGAACAAGGUUUCCUCUUGGAACAUAAUGAAGCUUUCGAGGACACGUUGCAAAAAUUAGUGGAUCAGAAGAUGGUCCAAUUCAAAUAUUAUACUAAAGAAGAGUACAUCGCUACUAUCAAUGUCAAUACCAGGAAACCAUUGGUGAUUCCUUGCCAAGGUCCUAUGUCUACAAAGAAACCACUUGUAAUUCCUUACACAGACUCAAACGCAGCUAAAGCACCAUUAACGAUACCAACACCAUCAAAAAGCACAUUGGUAAUCGAAGAACCAUAUCCCACUCCCUAUGAGAGUGACAAAACUGUACCAUGGAGUUACGACACCACUGUCUACAUCAACGGACAAAAACAAGAGCCUGCAAUAAUAAAUAUAGCAGGAACAGGGGGGAUAACCCGUAGUGGUCGUGUAUACGCUCCAGAUUUACAGGAAAAGGAUAAGAAUCCCACUAAAGACAAAGGAAAGGCAAUAGCUGAAGCCAAUCAAGAGCCUGAAUCUUCCAAUAAAGCCCUCCUUGACAAAGAAAAGGAAGAGUUCCUGAAAAUGAUCAAAAGGAGUGAUUAUAGAGUGGUGGAUCAACUCCACCAAACCCAAUCUAAAAUAUCCAUACUCCAGUUACUGUUAAGUUCUGAAGCACAUCGAGACUCCUUGAUGAAAAUACUAAAUGCUGCUCAUGUUGCGAAGGAGAUCACAGUGGAUCAGUUUGACGGAGUCGUGGCUAACCUAACAUCAGGGGCACGCCUAGGCUUUGAUGACAGUGAGCUACCUCCACAAGGUAGAGCUCAUAAUAAAGCUUUACACAUCUCAAUCAGGUGUGGGAGCACAAGUCUAUCCAGAGUACUCACUGAUACUGGUUCCUCUCUAAAUGUGCUACCAAAGACCAGUUUAAUGAAGUUGACACUAGAGGGCAUCAUCAUAAGACCAAGUUCUAUGGUGGUAAAAGCUUUUGAUGGUUCUCAAAGCACCGUAUUUGGAGAAGUGGAUCUUCCUAUAAAGAUCAGACCACACACUUUCUACAUCACCUUCCAAGUGAUGGACAUAGAACCAGCAUAUACUUGCCUAUUAGGGCGACCAUGGAUCCACUCAGCAGGAGCUGUCACGUCAACCUUGCAUCAAAAAUUGAAAUUCCUUACUGAGGGGAAACUAGUUGUGAUCGAAGGAGAGGAAGACAUCUUUGUCAGUCAUCUGGAAUCUUAUCGAUAUAUUGGUGUUGAAGAGGACUGUGUAGAAACACCAUUCCAAGUACUAGAGGCUGCUGCGGUAUCCACCCUCCCGGUGGAAAAGAUUAAAAGAUCAGGUACCCCUAUAACAUCAUGGAGGGACCUACAAACAAUGGUAGGAAAUCAAGCACCUGAAGGCUGGGGAAAACUUAUAGAUAUACCUGAGAAGAAAGAUCGUUUGGGUUUGGGCUAUAAGUUAUCAGAUACUACCAAGAAGAAUGAAGAGCGCUUUCCCCCUAUUCCAAGUAUUUUCAUCAGCAAGGGGAUAGAGCAUGGUGGAUCAGUGUCAGUUAUAUCGGACAAAGGCAACAUGAAAGGGGCAUCCAACCUCAUUCGUGAGUGCCUUCCAGAUGAAGAGCUCAAGAAUUGGACUAUUGUGGAGAUUCCAGAGAUAUUUUUCUUUCCAAAAUCCACACCUAUACUCAUUGAUAAUGAUACUGCUACGAUCCGAUACAACUUUGAUGCACCAAUUAACCAAGCUGAAGAGGAAGAUGAGGAAGACUAUGAACUCACUAAAGAGUUGACAAGGUUAAUCGAACAGGAAUCAAAAGACACGCUUCCACCCCACGAGGCAAUUGAAAUCAUCAAUCUUGGAAAUGAAGCAGAACCAAAAGAGAUUAAAAUAGGGGCAACCUUGGAAGAAAGUGUGAAACAAAGACUAAUCAAGCUUCUGCAUGAGCACAAAGAUAUAUUCGCAUGGUCUUAUCGAGAUAUGCCAGGGUUGGAUACUGACAUUGUUGUGCAUAAAUUACCUUUGAAAGAAGGAUGUUCUCCGGUUAGACAAAAGCUCCGAAGAACUCGUCCAGACAUGGCCGAUAAAAUUCGAGAAGAAGUUCUCAAGCAAUUCGACGCAGGUUUCUUAGCCGUAGUAGACUAUCCACCUUGGAUUGCUAAUAUCGUUCCAGUACCCAAGAAAGGUGGAAAAGUACGAAUGUGUGUAGAUUAUAGGGAUCUAAACAAAGCAAGUCCUAAAGAUGAUUUCCCGUUACCUCACAUAGACGUAUUAGUGGACAAUACAGCACAGGCUUCAGUUUUCUCAUUCAUGGAUGAGAUUGAGGUAUACGUGGACGAUAUGAUUGCCAAAUCCCAUACGGAGGAGGAUCAUAUAGUUCACUUACAAAAAUUAUUCGAGCGUCUACAAAAAUACAAAUUAAGGUUGAAUCCAAACAAGUGUACAUUUGGUGUCAGAUCAGGCAAACUGUUGGGUUUCAUUGUGAGUCAGCGUGGCAUCAAAGUGGAUCCUGACAAAGUAAAAGCCAUACAAGAAAUGCCAGCUCCGAAAACAGAGAAGGAGGUUCGUGGUUUCUUAGGACGGUUGAACUACAUCUCAAGGUUCAUAUUGCACCUAACUGCCACUUGCGAACCUAUAUUCAAAUUACUCAGAAAGAAUCAAGAAAUACAGUGGAAUGAAGACUGCCAAACAGCCUUCGAAACAAUAAAACAAUAUCUACAAGAGCCUCCGAUUCUGAUGCCACCCGUUCAUGGAAGACCACUCAUCAUGUACUUAACAGUGCUUGAAAGAUCUAUGGGGUGCGUAUUGGGGCAACAAGAUGAAACAUGGAGAAAAGAGCAUGCUAUUUACUACUUAAGCAAGAAAUUCACCGACUGUGAGUCUCGAUACUCAUAUCUUGAAAAAACUUGCUGUGCUCUGGCUUGGGCCACUAAACGGCUACGACAAUACAUGUUAACACACACUACGUGGUUAAUAGCAAGAAUGGAUCCUCUCAAGUAUGUGUUUGAGAAACCCGCCCUCACAGGGAGAAUCGCUCGAUGGCAAAUGUUAUUAUCCGAAUACGACAUUCAAUAUGUGACACAAAAAGCUAUCAAAGGUAGUGUAUUGGCUGAUCAUUUGGCCCAUCAACCAUUGACAGAGUAUCAAUCGAUGAAGUUUGAUUUUCCAGACGAAGACAUUAUGGUUAUAGAGGACUGCGAGGCACCAGAACCUAAUGAAGGACCUGAACUAGGGGAACGAUGGACACUCAUGUUCGAUGGCGCAUCAAAUGCCUUGGGACAUGGUGUUGGGGCUGUAUUGACAUCUCCAGAAAACUUCCACAGACCUUAUACUGCGAGGUUGUGUUUCGAUUGUACUAACAACGUUGCCGAGUACGAAGCUUGCAUCUUGGGUUUAGAAGCUGCUGUCGAUCUCAGAAUCAAAUUCUUAGAUGUAUAUGGAGAUUCAGCACUAGUUAUAUAUCAAGUCAAAGGCGAAUGGGACACCAAGCAUCCCAAAUUAAUUCCAUAUCGAGACCAUGUUUUGGAACUAGCUACGCAGUUUACAAGUAUCACCUUCUUUCACAUUCCUCGAGAAGAGAACAAAAUGGCAGACGCUUUGGCUACGUUAUCAUCUAUGUUCAAAACUACAUGGCCUAAUCAUGAGCCACAUAUUACAAUCAGACAUUUUGAAGAGCCUGCGCACUGUCUCGCAAUUGAAGAGGGGCCUGACAAUAAACCUUGGUUUUAUGACAUCAGAAGAUAUCUGGAGAAACAAGAAUACCCUGAAAAUGCAUCAAUCAUAGACAAGCGAACUUUGAGAAAGCUAGCAUCCAAGUUCUUCUUAAAUGGGGAUAUUUUAUACAAAAGAAAUUACGACUUGGUGCUACUCAGGUGCGUGGACAAACAAGAAGCCGAUGCACUCAUGAAAGAAAUACACGAAGGGACUUUUGGAACUCAUGCAAGUGGACAUACCAUGGCUAGAAAAAUAUUGAGGGCUGGUUACUAUUGGUUAACAAUGGAAACAGACUGUUACCAUUAUACGAAAACAUGUCACAAGUGCCAGAUCUACGCCGACAAAAUGCACGUACCACCUACUCCUUUGAAUGUUAUGAGUUCUCCAUGGCCAUUCUCGAUGUGGGGAAUAGAUAUGAUAGGAAUGAUCGAACCUAAGGCCUCAAAUGGGCAUCGAUUCAUUUUGGUUGCCAUUGACUACUUCACCAAGUGGGUCGAAGCUGCUUCCUAUGCGAAUGUGACGAGACAAGUGGUUACUCGAUUUAUCAAACAUAAUAUCAUAUGCCGGUAUGGGGUUCCUAGCAGAAUUAUCACAGACAAUGGAUCCAAUCUGAAUAACAAAAUGAUGAAGGAGCUAUGUGACGAAUUUAAGAUCGAACAUCAUAAUUCAUCACCAUACCGACCCAAGAUGAAUGGUGCCGUCGAAGCUGCAAAUAAAAAUAUCAAAAAGAUUGUUCAGAAAAUGGUGAAGACGUACAAAGAUUGGCAUGAGAUGCUUCCGUUCGCAUUACAUGGCUAUCGUACUACAAUGCGCACAUCAACUGGUGCAACUCCUUAUUCUCUUGUCUACGGUAUGGAGGCUGUGCUUCCUAUUGAGGUAGAAAUUCCAUCACUACGAGUCCUCACAGAAGUAGAGCUUGAAGAAGCAGAAUGGGUCCAGACACGACUUGAUCAACUCAAUCUUAUCGAAGAGAAGCGCUUGACAGCCUUGUGUCACGGCCAAUUAUAUCAGAAACGGAUGAAAAAAGCAUUCGAUAAGAAGGUCCGCCCUAGAACCUUCCAAGAAGGAGAUUUGGUUCUCAAGAAGAUUCUACUACCUCGACUAGAUUCACGUGGGAAAUGGACGCCUAACUAUGAAGGUCCAUAUGUUGUAAAAACGGCUCUCUCAGGAGGAGCUCUUAUCCUCACUACCAUGGAUGGAGAAGAACUGUCGCACCCACUGAACUCGGAUGCAGUUAAAAAAUACUAUGUAUAA